AUGCAUUACGACCAACCGCCAGCCUACACUGAAACAACCUUGACGGCGGCUUCAUUAGUAGGCCCAGCUCUAGACCGCCCCUCCAGCUCACACUCAUCCACCGCCUCAAUACCGUCUGUAUCCAUCUCCCUCUCCAAUACUACUGCCACAGAAACCAGCCCAAAGGGUGGCGAUGCCUCCAGCUCUUUCGCCAUGCUCUCACUCGGCGACUCGGACAAACUCCGCUUCAUUAGGUUUCCUGACCAUCUAAUAGUGAUCGCGUCCGAAGUGAUUACCAGGUUAUGGCCAAAGGGAAUCCAGAAGACGCAGAAUUUCGACGAGAGUGUGCAAUUCAAACUGAAGGGAAAUCCACUCGGAUACAGCUUUGACGGCGAAAAGGCCGCCAUCAGGGUGACGAUUAUGGGUCUUUUGAACGCGUUCGCGAAGGAGGGCUGGGUUGUGCUUCCGGCUGGUAAGGUGGGUAAAAUGGGUCGGGGCGAUUCUCAGAGUUAUGGGCAGGGUGACAGCCUAGUCUUCCAUCGGCAACACCCGGAAUCACGCUCAUGGCUCUGCGUCUCGUUCGACUCAGCCGAUCUCUUGCACCUGCUUAAUGCGCCUGCCGAGCUUACAACCUUAUUACUGGCCUCUUUUGGCGACCGUAUCGAGAAAUGCAACAAAGACUUCGUCUCGGGAAACUUCGAGCUCAAGUUCAAGGGGAGCCCGUGGACAAAGACCGGCGCCAAGGGCGCAGUGCAGUGCCGACUGAUCUUGCUGGACCUCAUGCAGUGCUUCGAGGAGCAUGGUUAUACCAUGUGCACAGCGUUGGAUAUAGAUGGAGGCCUCGGCGGGACUGAGUACAAGAGCAAUGGGGAGGCGUGGUUUUGGUAUCGAUAG
Molecule: messenger RNA, 873 nt
Organism: Aspergillus nidulans FGSC A4
Lineage: Eukaryota; Fungi; Ascomycota; Eurotiomycetes; Eurotiales; Aspergillaceae
Exons: 2
Coding region: 1-873 (290 amino acids)
Source: RefSeq, a predicted model, not a curated record